Messenger RNA from Medioppia subpectinata, 1256 nucleotides. The record is from the annotation of a GenBank genome assembly. Lineage: Eukaryota; Metazoa; Arthropoda; Arachnida; Sarcoptiformes; Oppiidae.
AGCCAGAAAUGAGCGUGUUAAACCACCUCGAUCAAUUACUCAACGAAACACCAGCAUUAUACAACUUAAACAAUAUAAUCAUUUUAAUCUUCACUUUAAUAUUUGUAUACUUUUCGCAUCUCAUCUAUAAAUUAUUCACAUUCAACGAAAUUGUUGCGGACUUAAGUAUCACGAAAUGGAAUGACAAACACUUUGAUCUCAAGAGGUUAUAUAAUCGCCAGGAUUUGCCGCCACAUUAUCCCAACGGCUGGUUCUCUGUACUCGAGUCCAGAGAUCUGAAGCCAAACCAAAUCAAACCGAUCGACGCGUUUGGUGUGGAUCUUGUGGUCUAUAGGGAACUGACGGGUAAAGUGCAUGUAUUGGACGCCUAUUGUCCGCAUUUGGGCGCCAAUCUGGCCAUCGGUGGCCGUAUUAUUGGCGACUCAGUCCGCUGUCCGUUUCACGGCUGGACCUUCAAUAGCAAAGGUGUCUGCACUCAAGUGCCCGGAUUAGAGUGUGCAAAUUUACCAAAAGUACAAAUAAAAGUGUGGGAAUGUGUGGAAGAAAAUGGUUUUAUAUUUGUUUGGCACCACUCGGAGGGAGAGGAAGCCAAUUGGUUUCCCAUUCAGAUCCCAGAAAUAAGUCAAUCAAAACUGGUCUAUAGGGGAAGAGCCGAGCAUAUCGUCAAAUGUCAUCUCCAGGAAAUCCCAGAAAACGGGGCAGACGUCCAGCAUUUGAAUGAAUUACAUGAGGGCCCGGAGUUCUUGGGAACAGUUGUCAAUCGGUCAAAGUUUUACAACUUUGUCACCAAAUUCUUGCGCUACGACUGGAGGGCCAAUUGGCAGCCGUGUCCGGCGCCCGACCAACACAUCGCCCAUAUGGACCUGCGGUCGACUUACUCUCUCUUUGGCUAUCCAUUGAUGCCAUUCAGUUUGGAUGUCCUACAGAUAGGGCCGGCGAACGUCCAUUUGAAGCUCACCAUUCACUUCUUGGGCGAAAUGAACGGUUAUAUCAUCCAAACGAUCACACCGUUGGGUCCGCUCAAGAAUAAGAUUGUCCAUCACUUCUAUACUGAGCCCACAUUCAAGUCAUUUCUGUUCUCCAAGUUUAUGAUUUACGGAGAGGCGAGAAUGGUGGAGAGGGAUAUAGUGAUCUGGAACAAUAAGAAAUUCCUAAAACAACCAUAUUUUGCUAAACACGAGACACCAUUAGUGAAGUUUAGGCGUUGGUUCAGUCAAUUUUACACCGAUAAAUGUCCCAAACACGAGGACUGGUAG